Messenger RNA from Hypomesus transpacificus, 1085 nucleotides. RefSeq names its product high choriolytic enzyme 1-like. The transcript has 10 exons. NCBI's taxonomy places the organism in Eukaryota, Metazoa, Chordata, Actinopteri, Osmeriformes, Osmeridae. Gene Ontology annotation, molecular function: metalloendopeptidase activity; zinc ion binding. Gene Ontology annotation, biological process: proteolysis. The record is from RefSeq and is a predicted model, not a curated record. Bases 33 to 836 code for a protein of 267 amino acids.
UACUCCUGGUCUACUUUCCCUGAAGACUGAAGAUGUCUGCCUUCAAGUUCACCCUGCUGACCCUGCUGCUGGUGUCUGCCUGCUGGGCAGAGGAGGAGACAGAGAGUGUGGAGGACCAAUCAGAUGAUAUGUCUGUGUCUGCCCUGCUGGAGAGAGCCAAUGAGAACAUGACCCCUGACUUGGAUAUGCCUAUCCUGAUGGACGGUGACAUCGCUGUGGAAUCUGAGGCUGAGAGGAACGCUGACCCCUGCACCUCCAGUGGCUGCAUGUGGGGAAAGUGGACCGACGGAAAGGUCUACAUUCCCUACGCCAUCUCCAAUCAGUACUCUUCCAGGGAGAGGUCCAUCAUUGAGAGAGGUCUGGAGUCCUUCUCCUCCUUCUCCUGUAUCCGCUUCAGACCCCGUCGCAGCAAUGACAGGGACUACCUCAACAUCCAGUCUAAAAAAGGCUGCUACUCCUUCGUUGGUCGUCGUGGUAAUGCUCAGGAGUUGUCUCUGGCUCGCAGUGGCUGCCUGUACCACGGCACUGUUCAGCAUGAGCUUCUGCACGCCCUGGGCUUCAACCACGAGCAGACCCGCUCUGACAGGGACAACCACAUUAAGGUGUUGCUGCAGAACGUCCAGUCUGGCAUGGAGCACAACUUCAGGAAGAUCGCCACCCUGAACCAGGGCACCUCCUAUGACUAUGGCUCCGUCAUGCAGUACCACAGGACUGCCUUCUCUAAGAACGGCCAGCCCACCAUGGUGCCCAUCCCCAACAGCAACGUUGCCUUUGGCCAGGCCAAAGAGAUGAGCAGGAAUGACAAGGCCAGGCUCAACACGCUGUACAAGUGCUAAGGAAAUCAAAUGGGCACAAACAUCAACACCGUAUUGGAUGCUUCCCCCUGCAAGGGUAUUACCACAAUCGUGACUUGCCGAAGCCCAGGAAUCUGCCAAUAGGCUACACCAAGGGGAAGUCGAUCCUGACCGUGUCUCAAAUCAUCUCUGUUGCAUGUAUUCAGUUUCAUCUUCCUGGACUGAACUUCUAUCCCCCUAUGAGUUUGUGUCAUGACUUUGAUCCAACAAUAAACUUUGUACCAAACUGAA